Messenger RNA from Neurospora tetraspora, 2162 nucleotides. Its product is annotated as mitochondrial carrier domain-containing protein. Gene Ontology annotation, molecular function: coenzyme A transmembrane transporter activity. The record is from RefSeq and is a predicted model, not a curated record. Gene Ontology annotation, cellular component: mitochondrial inner membrane. Gene Ontology annotation, biological process: mitochondrial coenzyme A transmembrane transport. Bases 488 to 1684 code for a protein of 398 amino acids. The transcript is spliced from 2 exons. Lineage: Eukaryota; Fungi; Ascomycota; Sordariomycetes; Sordariales; Sordariaceae.
CAGGGACCAGCUAGCGGGGGGAUUUACCUAGGAAUUUAGAGGUCAAGUGAGAGCAUCUCACCCGAAGCGGUGUUGGAGAGAAUGGAAAUGGGGACCUGAACAUGUGCCCUCCAAUGUCUUUCACCGGCUCCGCUGCAAAGUGUGUGAUGUAAUCAAUCCUCCAAAAUACCUUCAGUUCCUGUAACACACCAUCAACAACAUCUUCCUAGACUCAAUUCUCAAACCAGCGCUCUCUUCCCCUUUAAUUCCGCAAUCCAUUGCCCUCCAAUUCUUCCAUCUCGGCGCCGCAACUCUAAGGUUGUGUUUCUGGCUUGUGAUCGCAAAGCAAAACCGAUAACUACCCCGUCGCAUCGCCGAGCCCGCAUCUUUUCACCUGAAGACUUUUCCGCCGGCAAUGCGCUUAUAGGAAGGCGCAUUCUCCUUUUCUCCGAAUUACGAUCCACCGCAGACGAUAUUCUGAGCCCGUUCGAGGCCCGCGUCAGAGGGAAUGCCCCCGGCGCUUAUCAGCCAUGCCUCCAUGCCGGGGAGCGCAUCAAACGAACCACGAGAGGUAGCAGCCGAUGCGUUCCGGCUAGGGGCCAGGAUACAGAAAGAGAAAGGUGAAGCGGCGGUAUGCCCGACAGACGAUGAGGCUUCUGUACCGCGGUCCAAGAAGGAUUCGGGUUCGCAGAAGAAACGGAGUCUGGAUUACCUUUGGAGAUCGGGAGUAGCAGGGGGCUUGGCCGGAUGCGCGGCCAAAACCGUUGUCGCACCGCUUGAUCGGGUAAAGAUCCUAUUCCAGGCUCACAAUCCACACUUCCUCAAGUAUGCGGGCUCGUGGUGGGGCUUUGGGGAAGCUAUAAAAGACAUCUAUCGACAGGAUGGGGUGAGGGGCCUCUUUAGGGGGCAUUCGGCGACCCUCCUCAGGAUCUUUCCGUACGCCGGUAUCAAAUUUCUGGCCUACGAGCAAAUCAGGGCACUUGUCAUUACUCGCAAGGACCAGGAAACUCCCCUACGGCGGCUCAUCAGCGGCUCGCUCGCCGGCGUCACAUCCGUCUUCUUCACAUACCCCCUCGAAGUCAUCCGAGUACGACUAGCGUUCGAAACAAAACGAGAAGGCCGAUCGUCCCUUCGAUCCAUCGUUAGGCAAAUAUACAGCGAAAACGCCCCCACCAUUCCCGAAAACGCGCCAGCUCUCAUGCGAAACAUGGCCGUGGCCUCAGCACACGCGCCCGCUCUGAUUCCGCGGACCGGACUCGUCAACUUCUACCGCGGCUUCUCUCCCACGCUCCUCGGCAUGCUUCCCUACGCCGGCAUGUCCUUCCUCACGCACGACACGGUUAGCGACAUCUUCCGGCACACGAAGCUUGCAAAAUGGACGACACUACCGCAACCAGAAAAUGCGCCGGCCGGCAAGGCUGCCCCCCUGCGCUCGUGGGCAGAGCUUUCGGCCGGUGGUCUCGCGGGACUGGUCUCGCAGACGGUGUCGUACCCCUUGGAGGUCAUCAGGCGGCGGAUGCAGGUUGGCGGAGCGGUCGGCGAUGGUCGUAGGUUGACCAUUGGCGAGACGGCUAAGCUGAUAAUGAGGGAACGUGGGUUCCGCGGCUUCUUUGUCGGCUUGACCAUUGGGUAUGCGAAGGUGGUUCCCAUGGUGGCUGUGAGCUUUUACACUUACGAAAGGUUAAAGACAUUUUUUGGCAUCUAAGAUAAAGAGCUUUUCUUGCUAGGCUAGGGGGGUCUUGAAACGGGCGGUAAAGCUUGGGUUUACUUACUACAAGGGUUGUUUGUACUUGGGGUGUACGCACGAGACACAUUUUCAUGGCGUUUGGUUGGCUUUGUUCUUGAUAGGCACAUAUAUACACACUCAGAGGUAUUCUUGGCUUAGACUUGGAAGGAUGUCAGUUUUCUGUUUGGUCCACUUCAGUAUCAUUAUUUCAGUUGAGUCUUGCUCCAUCUGUAGCCGUAACGAAGUCGCUGUUGUUUAAGUAUCGUUAGGUAUACAGAAGAGCACGCGGAACAGGUUUGGUUCUGAAGACAAUGUAGUCAUAACAUUUGUACUGUGGGCAAGUCAGCACCACGAUUAUGAGGGUUAGCAUACAGGCUAUUGGUUACGAACUCAAGGCAAACUAUUACCUGUUGUCAGCAUUACAGUCAAUAGACAAUUACCUCUACAUAUUGAAAGA